This is a messenger RNA of Hyposmocoma kahamanoa, 1807 nucleotides long. RefSeq names its product E3 ubiquitin-protein ligase synoviolin (gene sip3). Gene Ontology annotation, cellular component: cytoplasm. Bases 72 to 1742 code for a protein of 556 amino acids. The transcript has 11 exons. Lineage: Eukaryota; Metazoa; Arthropoda; Insecta; Lepidoptera; Cosmopterigidae. The record is from RefSeq and is a predicted model, not a curated record.
UUGGAGCACAUAGAAUUUGCCUGGGAAAUUUCUUUGUUUUGAAAUUUACCGUUUGUGAUAACACCAGCUCAAUGAAGAUGAAGGCAUUAGUCGCGACUGUGAUCAGUCUUGCGCUUACGACUGUGGUUAUAGGCAAUGCCUACUACCAGAAGAAGCAGUUUUAUCCAUCGAUAGUGUACCUAACAAAUUCUAAUCCUAGUAUGGCUGUAAUGUACUUGCAAGCCUUUAUAUUAGUGUUGCUCAUUGGCAAGGUACUGAGGAAGAUUUUCUUUGGACAAUUGAGACCUGCGGAGUUUGAGCACUUAAUAGAGAGAUCCUGGUAUGCAAUAACAGAGACAUGCCUGGCGUUCACAGUGUUCAGGGAUGAUUUUAACCCCAAGUUUAUUGCACUCUUCACCUUGCUUCUAUUCCUGAAAGCAUUCCAUUGGUUGGCCGAGGAUAGAGUUGAUUAUAUGGAAAGGAGCCCAGUCAUUGGAUGGCUGUUCCACGUGAGAAUACUGACUCUGCUCGGUCUCCUGGCCCAAGCGGAUAUAUAUUUCAUUCACCAUGCAUAUCAGUUCACAACUUCAAAAGGACCCUCAGUGCAACUAGUGUUUGGCUUUGAGUAUAGCAUUUUGAUCAUUAUGAUUUCCAACAUUUUGAUCAAGUACGUACUCCAUGCCAUCGACUCGCGCUGGGAAGCCCCAUGGGAGAGUAAAGCGGCAGUACUGCUGUACACAGAAUUGGCUAUCAACUUCCUUAAAGUUCUGCUUUACGUCGGAUUUGUAGCUGUCAUGGUCCGCAUCUAUACCCUGCCGCUUUUUGCUUUCCGGCCAAUGUAUGAGACUAUGAGGAGUUUCAAGAAAGCGUACAACGAUGUGGUACUAUCGCGUCGAGCGAUUCGCAACAUGAACACGCUGUACCCCGAUGCGACACCUGCCGAACUCGCGAACGCCGACAACGAGUGCAUCAUUUGCCGCGAAGAAAUGCAUACGGGUGCGAAGAAACUGCCGUGCAAUCAUAUCUUCCACGCAGCGUGCUUGCGGCUGUGGUUCCAGCGCCAGCAAACGUGCCCGACGUGCCGGCUGAACGUGUUACGUGCUCCGGCACCGGAGCCAAUACCCAACGCUCCGGUCCACGCGCCCAACGUUCCCCACGUGGCUCACGCGCCUCUACCGCCUCACACACCCAACAUACCUGCUAUGCCGCCUAUGCCGCCCGGCAUGCCGCAGCCCCCGCCCUUCCCUAAUAUACCGCCGCCGCCACCUCCUAUGAUGGCAUGGGGAGUGCCUCCGCCGCCGCCGCCGCGGCCCGCAACUUUGGCUAAUCUCUCUACCGCCGAGCUGCUUCGUAUGGAAGGCACCGAACGACGCAACAUAGAAGCUAGGUUACAGCUUCUCCGUGAGAUCCAAUCAAUGCUGGACGCGUCGGUAUUGCUGAUGCAGCAGUACACCUCUGUGGUGUCCGGCCUGCCACCGCAGAACUGCUCCAAUGUUGCCACGCAAACCGAGAUGUCACGAACAGAACCUGAGCCGUCGCCUGCGAAGGUGAAAGUGGAGCCCGAAGUAGCGCAGACCACGUCUGCGAACGUCAAAACGUCGCCGUCGCACUCGCCCGUGCCCUCUACGAGCAGAGCUUUAAAAGACGAGUUCGAGGCCGAUUCCUCCACUUUUGAAAUUUUGGACUCUGACAGAGAUAAGACUGAUGCGGACGCCGAGGAGCUGCGAAGACGUCGACUGCAGAAAUUUGCUAUGGAUAAAUGAGCUUAUGUUUAACGAACUUUGUUCCACUCUCCAAAACUUACUAUUUAAUGUACAAAGUGUUUCGG